GGCGAACGAGUGUUCGAUAAAAGAAAUCAACAUAAUCUUUGGGCGUCUCGAAUGGUCGUCGAGGGUUCCCUGUGGUUGAGAGACUGUACUCAACAACGCUGAACAAGCCCGUUGCCGCGAUGUUGUUCGUUCCCGACCAAUCCCUCCCCCAGCUGUCAAGCGUUCCGGACACAGUACCCCUCUGCGACUUCAUGUUCGAUGAGCAAUAUGGACGGCACCCAGUUGCGAAGUCACUUGACUCCUACACUUGCGGGUUGAGUGGGUACAGUAUCUCGGCCAAAGAACAGAAAGCUCACGUUGAAGCCCUUGCGAGAUCAAUAGCCCAGGAGCUAGGAUGGAGUGUCAAUCAGGGGAGUGAGUUUGACAAGGUGAUUGGCAUUUUUGCCCUUAAUACUGUGGACGUCAUGGGGUUGUCUUGGGCCGUCCAUCGUGUGAACGGCAUCUCUUCUCCUGCAAACGCAAUGUACAACGCAGAGGAGCUCACGCACCAGCUCGUGACCUCGAAGUGCAAAGCGCUUUUCACUGUCCAGUCUCUUCUCCCCGUUGCAUUGAACGCUGCAAAAGCUGCUGAAAUUCCAGAGCACUGCAUAUAUCUCUGCGAUCUGCCUAGCCAACAGGAAGCGGAGCACUCAAAAUAUAAAACAGUUGCAGAGCUUACUCUUCACGGCCAAAGCUUGCCACAACUUGAGCCAAUCAAAUGGAAGCCCGGUCAAGGACAAAGACAGACUGCGUUUCUUUGCUACUCCAGCGGCACCUCUGGCCUACCGAAAGCGGUCAUGAUCUCACACAAGAAUGUCAUUGCAAACAUAAUCCAGCUGUCACUCUUUGAUCAAGCAGACCGAGACGCCAUUUCUCCGGGGCAUCGCGACAUCGGACUUGGCCUCCUACCUCAGUCUCACAUCUACAGCCUCAUUAUAAUUUGUCACGCCUCAACAUAUCGGGGCGACUCGGUGAUCGUGCUCCCAAAAUUCGACUUGCACACGUAUCUCCGCACAAUUGAGAAAUUCAAGAUCAAUACCCUCUAUUUGGUUCCGCCGCUGAUUAUCGCAAUGAUCAACAAUUUCGAAACACUACGGAAAUACGACCUAUCAUCUGUCAAGCGGGUGUGGGUUGGAGCGGCACCGUUAGGGCUGGAGACAACCAAUGCGCUGCUCUCCGGAUAUCCCUCAUGGAAGAUAACUCUUGGGUAUGGCAUGACAGAAACCUGCGUUGUCGUCACUUCCGGCACGCCAAGGGACAUCGUCGUCGGCAGUUCUGGCUUAGUAUUGCCGGGUUUCGAGAUUAUGCUCGUGGAUGCUGACGACAAGCCUGUCAACAAGUACAAUGAGCCUGGUGAGGUGUGGGUGAAGUCGCCAAGUGUUGUGCUCGGUUACCUCAACAACGAGUCUGCAAACCGCGAGACUUUCGUCGAUACCGAAAACGGCCGUUUCAUCAAGACAGGAGAUGUUGGGGAGAUGAGGAAGGCUCCUAGCGGGAAGGAGCAUCUCUGGAUCGUGGACCGAAUAAAGGAACUCAUCAAAGUCAAGGGUCAUCAAGUUGCUCCGGCUGAGUUGGAAGCGUGCCUAUUGGGCCAUUCAAGCGUGGCAGAUUGCGCCGUCAUUUCUGUGCCAGACGAUCGUGCCGGCGAAAUCCCGAAGGCUUACAUCGUCAAAUCGGAGUCAUGUUCCGCCAAGGAGAUUCAGGAGUACGUGCAGGCCAGGAAAGCGCCUCAUAAGUGGAUCAAGGGAGGCAUCGAGUUUGUGGAUGCGAUCCCAAAGUCUCCUUCGGGCAAGAUACUCAGAAGAGUCCUGAGAGACCGGGAGAAGCAGCGCCGCGCCGCAAAGUUAUAAUUGAACCGGGAUGUUGAAGUCUGGGGGACAUCUUGUCGGAGGGUUAGAUCUACAAGACAACGUUUCUCGAUACCAGGGACC
Colletotrichum godetiae is the source of this 1910-nucleotide messenger RNA. Its product is annotated as acyl-CoA synthetase. Lineage: Eukaryota; Fungi; Ascomycota; Sordariomycetes; Glomerellales; Glomerellaceae. Bases 120 to 1829 code for a protein of 569 amino acids. The transcript has 4 exons. Gene Ontology annotation, molecular function: CoA-ligase activity. The record is from RefSeq and is a predicted model, not a curated record.